AUCUCUUCCAACGCAUACCUAUCCUCACCGCGCGACUCCACCACCACCAUAACCACCACCACCACCUUCCUCACCGCGCGGCUCCACCACCACCAUCUGAAGGAGAGUUUCCCCACCGUCGUCUUUCCUACCUUCGCGCGACUCCAUCUGUUUCACACAAUCGAUUUGUGAAGCUAGACUACUAAAGAGACUUAAUUACCCAGGAGCGACUGAAUUUGGGGUGGAUUUGUCUCAGGCCAACAUCUCAAUUCAACUUGAUGUUGGGAAGGGAGGAAAUAGUGGCUCAAAUGCUAUAGCACCCGUUGUAGAGGUGUAAACUUGGUGAAUGUCGUAUCCUCUUAUGUGAGCCAGGUUCCAAGCACAGGUUGCAGAAAUUGCAGUUGAAUUUUCCUAGGACCGUAGCUACCAUGGAUGAUCAUCGUGAUAAUGAAAUACAGGGAAUUGAUGGAGCUAGUCAUCCUACGGGGGAAUCACAAGGUACCAACACUAGUAAAAAGACCAAAUUCCGUGGUCCGUCAAAAGGAGUUCAAGCCAAAAAGCCUAUGCAUCUUCAGUAUAAUCAAUAUGGAAUCCCCGAUGGAGAAUGGUCAGGAGAAUACGGGAAGCAAGUUGGGUCUUGUGCUGCUAGAAUUAACAUUAAUGUGAAAGAAUAUUCAACGUUAGAUGAACACACAAAGAAGGGGUUUUGGGAGGAGACCAAGCUUCUGUUCCACAUUAUUGAUGAUCCGGCUAAAAGGAGAGAAAAAUAUUUUCAUAUGUGUGUGGCGAAACGCUUUGGAGCUUUCAAGUCCAGGUUAACGCGGCGUUGGAUAACUAAGAAAGAAAAAAUGCCGAAACAUCAGACAAAUGACAUGCCUUGGGACAUCUACCAUCAAAUCACAGAGGAUGAUUGGAAAACAUUUGUGAUGGAACGAAACAAGCCGGAGAUGUUGGUUCGUAGAGAAAAAGCAAGUAAAAGUGCAUUACAAAACAAGCACCCACAUCGCACAGGCCAAAAGGGUUAUGUUAGAAAGAGACCAGAGUGGAUAAAUGAUGGGCGACUACCGCCAGAGGCAGCUUUAACCCUCUCAAGUGGCUCCUCCUCAGUGACCUCAUCACUCACCACAGCGCCAGAUAGAUUUAAGAAGUUUAGAUCAGUAGAGUGGAUCUUGGCUCAUCAAGUUAAAAACAAAGAGGGAAAGUGGGAAGUUGACCCGAAUGAUAAAGAAGCCGUAAAUAUUGCUAAGAUGGCUGUAAGUGCAUAUGAAAUUUUACGUUCUAUAUCCUUUUCUUUCCUAAUUCCUAGUUCUAUUGCUAAGAUUGCUUCUCCUUUCCAUCAUGUAUACCAUCUAAUUUUUACUUUCCUAAUUCUUAUAGUUGGAGUACAUAAAAGAAGAGGGAAAAGGAAAUAUUUCAUUCACCCAGGGAGAAGAUGCCCUCACCAAGGCUAUGGGAAAAAAGGAUCACCGUGGGCGUGUCAAGGCAACAGGUGGAGUUAA
This is a messenger RNA of Spinacia oleracea (spinach), 1478 nucleotides long. RefSeq lists its product as uncharacterized. The coding region runs from base 408 to 1478 and encodes 356 amino acids. NCBI's taxonomy places the organism in Eukaryota, Viridiplantae, Streptophyta, Magnoliopsida, Caryophyllales, Amaranthaceae. The record is from RefSeq and is a predicted model, not a curated record. The transcript is spliced from 6 exons.